ACAUUCCUGACUCGUCUUCUGCCGAGUUGUGAGAAAAUAUUAAGGAAGUGUUCAAGGAUUUGCAGCCCGGACAUGUUCCGCCGCGCCGCGGGGGCUUCUUGGAGUUGGGUGGAUGCACAAAACACUGGAGAUCUGACACUUUUACAAUAGACCUGAUCGUUAAUGCUGCCUGGAGUAAUUCGUGACGGAGACUCUGAUGCAAAUGUGAAUACACCCUUAAAGGGGUACUCCUUAGACAUUUAUGUAUUAUCCUCAAGAUAUGCCGGAUAGAUGCAGCUCACGAUCAUCUGUCUUCAGGACGGGGAACUCCGACCGCAGCAUAAAUGAAGGGGCGACCAUGGAAAGCAUGGAGGUCAGAGGGACACCCAUCUAUCAGACAUAACUGGUGGUUUUCUAGAAAAUGACCAUUGAGGACCUGACUGUCGGGUACCUUGAAGGACACACCCUGCCUGUUGUGCACCACUUCCAGCCGUGCUAUCCGGACCCCUGCCGACCGGUCACAUUCUCCGUGGCUGCUGCUCCAAUGCCGUCUGACUGUGGUGAAUUCUCCUUUUUUGACCCAAAUGAUGCCUCGUGUCAGGAUAUUCUCUUUGAUCCGGACACUUUCCGUUUCAGAGCUUUUUGCUAUCUUAAGACAAUGGGUCCCCAAGUCCAGCAGAACAUAGAGGUCAUCGGGAAUGAGAUUUUGAAGCGAGGAUGUAACGUCAAUGACCGGGAUGGACUGACGGAUAUGACGUUGCUGCAUUACACGUGUAAUCUGGAGCACAAGGCAUCGGUGAGAGCUGUGGGUGAUGCAGAGACCGCUGCAAAAUUCGCCUCUCACCUCAACAUUGGAGCAGAUGUGAGCCUACGAAGUCGCUGGACUAAUAUGAACGCUCUGCAUUAUGCUGCCUAUUUUGAUGUUCCUGAGUUGAUACAUCUUAUACUGAAGGCUUCAAAGCCAAGAGAUGUCGAUGCCACCUGUAGUGACUUUGAUUUUGGGACUGCGCUGCACAUUGCUGCUUCAAACCUGUGCUUGGGAGCUGUGAAAGCCUUGUUGGAAAAUAGAGCAAAUCUGGCCUUCAGGGAUGACAGAGGCCGUGUCCCAGCAGAUGUGGUUCCUGACCCGGUGGAUAUGCCCCUGGAGAUGGCUGAUGCGGCAGCUGUAGCAAAGGAGAUCAAACAGAUCCUGCUGGACGCCAUGCCUCUGUUGUGUGAUCUCUCCCAGAUCUCCCUCCCUAACUACGACAACGUACCGGGAAAUGUGUCGCUCCAGUCAUCUGGUCUGAAGCUGGGAGACAGAGUGCUGAUAGCCGGGAAGAAGGUCGGCACUUUAAGGUACUGCGGACCCACUCGGUUCGCUACGGGCCAGUGGGCCGGGAUAGAGAUGGAAGAAGCGGACGGGAAGAAUGAUGGCAGCGUGGGUGGAGUCCAGUAUUUUAAGUGUUCUCCUAAACAUGGUAUCUUUGCGCCACUGUCCAAGGUAAGACGAGCAAACGAGCCAAUGAAGACAUUUAUCAGACACUCAUCUAGCAAGACAACCGGUUCUAUCAAAUCUUCUAAGAUCGACCUGAGCCGAGUUACAUCAAAAAUUAACACCGGGCUGCCUCCCUUCAAGAAAAACUCAACAUUUAUCCAAAGCAACGACGAGUCCAUGAAUUCUUUGUCCUCUAAGAAAGCAUUCUACAUCAGAUACAGCAGUUUUUCUUCAAGCUCAUUCUCCUCCUCAUCAUCAUCCUCCUCCUUUGUUGAGACCAAGCCGCCCCUCCCCAGUCAUUGCCGUCUGCCUUGGGCUGCUGUGGUCAGGCCCCGGUCCUCUACAUUAAAGACUGGUCUUCAGCCGCCUGUGUUAUCCUCUAGGGGUAGCCUAACCUCCGAGCAGACGGAGUUCCAGCCUGGUGACCGGGUUCUUGUGGUCGGUCAGAGACUUGGCACUAUAAGAUUUUAUGGCAAAACAAGUUUUGCACCAGGGUACUGGUGCGGCAUUGAGCUGGACAAACCUCAUGGUAAAAAUGAGGGCUCAAUCUCUGGAGUUCAGUAUUUUACCUGCCCCCCUAAACAUGGGGUUUUUGCACCUCCGUCUAGAGUUCAAAGGGUCUGUGGGUCUUUGGAUUCUUUGUCGGAGAUUCCAGCGAGUAAACUGAACCAUUCCUUCCCAGGGUUCAAAAGAAGCCUCAGCUCCACAUCUACAACAGCUUCACAGAAAGACGUGGACAGGAGACACUCAUAUGGCCGGGCCAGGAAGCCAGCCCUCCGCCGCAGUUGGAGCAGCACCAGUUCCACCAGCACCAGUGACGGAGGUGUGAAGCUGCACAAGGGGUCCCAGGUCUUGCUGACCAGCUCCAAUGAAAUAUCCAUCAUACGGUACAUUGGCCCUACAGACUUUGCCCCUGGCGUGUGGUUAGGACUAGAACUGCGCUCUGCCAAGGGAAAGAAUGAUGGUUCUGUCGGCGACAAGCGUUAUUUUCACUGUAAGCCAAACCACGGCAUCCUGGUCAGACCCGGCAGAGUCACCUACAGAGGGAUCAAUGGAUCCAAACUCGUGGAUGAGAUCUGCUGACCCCAAUCCUUGCACAUUUACAGGACUGGACCUUAUUUGACCUGGGAAUUUGGGGCUUUAUCUGAAUGUUUUUGACUCUUGUCUGUUUUCUAGCUUUUUCCAUUUGUUAUGAGAAUUUAACUAAUCAAGAAUGUAUCCCCUCCAGCCUAAGCCUGGGGUAACGUGACCCACAUUGGGGUGUCCCGGUGUCUGAUCUACCAUUACCUAGCCUGUGAUCUACUGGUAAAGCUUGCAAGGCAAGAUUCUGGACAGAGGUGGGUCCUACUAUGACCCAGCUGUAGGCACCCAAAGAAAUGGUCUGUUGUUUAUUGUUCAAGCCAAGCGGGGAGGUGGUCAUCCAUAAAAUUCUAAUAUUUCAGCUCCUUUUUUUAAAGGAGGAUGCCCUGGGAGUAUAAUUGUUUGUCAUAGGAAGGGGUGGCAACAUGCAUCACUUAAAGGGAUUCUCCACUACUGGCUAUCUUGGUGUUAGUGGCUGCCUUAGUACUGGUAUCUCUGGUAAAUAUUUCCAGAAUGCAGAUGGUGAAAACUUUAGUUUUGCAGCCGAGUUGGGAGAUCAUCAGUCGAAGCCGCGGCUCUCUUAAAGCAAUAUGCUUUAUCUCUGGAAUCCCAUCACUAAACCAAGCUACCACUGGUGGUCUUGAAUUUUAAUCGCAUUAAUAAAGUAUUGAUUUUAAAUUUUUAGUCCAAAUAUAAGAAUUCAAGGCCGCAGUCAUAGAUUCCGAAAAAAUAAAAAAAUCCUACAUGCAGGAAUACUCUGUCUAGUAAAAUGACGAACUCUGUGAGGUAAGUCUGGCGUACCGGUGUAGUUAGUGGGGUCCUCCGGUGCCACUAGUUCACUUAUGUAUUAUUAUGCUCCACUCCUAUAUCAAAGCAGAACAGUCAAAAUCAGUAAGACAGAUGUAAGAGCAGCCUAACUCUGUGGCAGGUGCUGUCAAUGGUCAGGUGCUGACUCUGUGGCAGGUGCUGUCAUUGAUGAGGCUCUGACUCUGUGGCAGGUGCUGUCAUUGGUCAGAUGCUGACUCCGCGCCAGGUUCUGUCAUUGGUCAGGCCCCCACUCUAUGGCAGGUGCUGUCAUUGUUCAGGCCCCAACUCUGUGGCAGGUGCUGUCAUUGUUCAGGUUCCAACUCUGUGGCAGGUGCUGUCAUUGUUCAGGUUCCAACUCUGUGGCAGGUGCUGUCAUUGGUCAGGCCGCCAUUCUGUGGCAGGUGCUGUCAUUGGUCAGGCCGCCAUUCUGUGGCAGGUGCUGUCAUUGGUCAGGUUCCGACUCUGUGGCAGGUGCUGUAAUUGGUCAUGCCGCCACUCUGUGGCAAGUGCUGUAAUUGGUGAGGUUCCGACUUUGUGGCAGGUGCUGUCAUUGGUCAGGCCUCCACUCUAUGGCAGGUGCUCUCAUUAGUCAGGCCUCAACUCUGUGGCAGGUGCUGUCAUUGGUCAGGCCUCCACUCUGUGGCACGUGCUGUCAUUGGUCAGGCCUCCACUCUGUGGCACGUGCUGUCAUUGGUCAGGCCUCCACUUUGUGGCACGUGCUGUAAUUGGUCAGGCUCUACUUUAGUAUGGAAACCUAUGACCAGUGCCUAUGGGGUCUAGUUGCGUUACCACAUGUUUAUCAGCCUAACGCGACCUAUUCACCUCUCUUUCGAGAUGCAUUGCAGAAUCUUUUGGUAACAGUAUUAACCUUUGUAGGGAAUUCUGGGUUAUUAGAAGGGGGUCCUAUGUUCAGGGUGUCAUCUACUGGGCUAGAGUGUAGAGCGGUCACAAAGAGCACCUCUCACUCUGUAGGACCUGUCCUGUCCAUUGUUACACUGACAACGCAUUGAUUGGACACGAUGGUGGCGCUGCAGGGAAAUUGAACACUUGUUCCCAGGUUUGUCCACAGAAUGCAACUGAUCACUGGAAGCCCCUGCAGGAGGACGCUUUGUGAUCAGCUAAAUGUCAAAUCCAAGUAGGGAUUUUCCAAUAUAGAAAUUGUCAUUGAGUGGCGACUGAUGGUUGCACCUUUGGAGCAGCAGCUAGCAGUAGUAACCUGGUAUCUGGGGAAUUAAGCUGCAUGCUGUGCUGAUAUAUUUCUCAAUGUCUGUCAGAGCUCCUAAUUCCCACCUAAGCAUAGAGUUAAAUUGGGAAAUUCUGUCUCCCUGCAGCCACCACUAGAGGGCAGAUUAAAUAACGGCAUGCUGCAAUGCUUUACCAUUAGAACAUAUCCUAUUUUUGGAAACUGAUUGCGACUUUUCAUGGAACUUUUCCUGUGACCACUUCCUAAGUAAAAAAGAGUCAGCAAUCUCAUGUACAUAUUGAUAUGCAUUAUUUGCAAUGCGGUAUUGGGUGGCGGUACGCGGAAGAGAGCACUUAACUGAAUAGAAGCACUUUUAAAGCGAAUGCACUUUUCUUACUAUCAUUACAUGAAUUAUUUAUAUUUAGGGGGUUUUCAGCCUUUCUUUUGCUACCUUAAAGGGACACUGACAGGGCCAAUAAGCAUAUUGAGGUAUAUAUAU
Molecule: messenger RNA, 5025 nt
Organism: Bufo gargarizans (Asiatic toad)
Lineage: Eukaryota; Metazoa; Chordata; Amphibia; Anura; Bufonidae
Product: CAP-Gly domain-containing linker protein 4-like
Biological process (GO): cytoplasmic microtubule organization
Cellular component (GO): cytoplasm; microtubule plus-end; nucleus
Molecular function (GO): microtubule plus-end binding
Source: RefSeq, a predicted model, not a curated record